Messenger RNA from Sceloporus undulatus (fence lizard), 1039 nucleotides. It is a transcript of the gene ERICH5, whose product is annotated as glutamate rich 5. NCBI's taxonomy places the organism in Eukaryota, Metazoa, Chordata, Lepidosauria, Squamata, Phrynosomatidae. The transcript has 4 exons. Bases 45 to 788 code for a protein of 247 amino acids. The record is from RefSeq and is a predicted model, not a curated record.
CUUGCCUCCCUUGCUGUCAGUGCGCUCCUGACCGCCGUCGAGUCAUGGGCUGCGCCAGCAGCGCUCACACCCAAGUGAGGGAGUUGAGCCGGCCGGCUUCCAAGGGGCCCCCGGAGGCCAACGGGCUGCAGAGAAGCGAUGACAGCUUGCCUAUCACAGAUGAAAAUGGCACAAUACCUGACCAGACCAAAUUUGAAGCAAUGGAUGAAGUGAAACUUGGGUCUCCUGAAAUAAAACAAAGUGAGAGUCUUGCCAAAGAAGUGGCAGAUGCUUUGAUUCCAGGAAUGACAAACUGUGUCCUUUCUACCUUUCAAAGAGUAGACCCUGAGGGCACAGAGCCACAGCCAGUGGAAGAAAAGUUCAGCAGGUGUGGGUCCUUAUCUGCCAGUCAUUUAGAAGCUGGUGAGCCUCGGUUUCUGGAACCUACAGAAGAGGAUGGUGAGCCUCCAGAAAGUGUAAGAGAAACUGCCAACAUUUUGCCUCCAGAAAUUGUAGAGGACAAUAAGCCUGAACCUGCUGAAUCAUUGCAGGAGGACCCACCCGAGUCUACAACAGUGGCAAGUGUUAAUCUUGUAACAGAAAUUGUGAAGGAACUGGAAAUAAGUGAAGAGGAACUGCUAACUGAGGAUAACAACUGUGUGAAUGCAGAUUCGGAAGGCGAGACGGGAGAAAAGAUGGAAACUGAGAUGCACUGUGAGAUAGUAAAUGAAGUCUCUGAAACAAAAGAAGAAGAAACGGGAGAAGCUACAGCAACAGCAACAGAGAUAGAAGUUACUAAUGAAGAGUGAUUCAUGGCAUUUGAAUGGACUUCAUCUUUGGUCACACAAAUAUUAAUACUGUACUCCAGUUUGAGAAAAUCUGUUUUUAUAGACUUAUCACAAUAACUGAGCACAGAGAAAACAUUAUAAGAAUUUUAUUUCAGGAACUCAAGUUGCCAAGAUACUGGUGAGAAACUGCAAUAUUAAACCUUCAUGUCUGCCAUAGUGUCUUCUGCACACACAUUAAGGAAAUUAUGUGUCACAAAACAACUUUUGCCUUU